AUGAACGCUACGCAACCGAACGGCAAUCGUAGGGUGAUUCGUCUUAACUUCAACCUGCCUCGACGGGCAUCCCGCAACAUGGCGGGCUUUGACUUUGAGCCCGGCGCUUUCGACCAAAGCCACGAGGAGGACGACUUGUCCGCGGAAACUGACUGGCGGUGGUCUCGAGAGCCAUCGCCAGCGCCGGACGUUCCGACCCGUCAUCCCAAGUACUACAUAGACGAAGGGAACGUGGUAUUCCUUGUUGAGAAUCGGUUGUUGAAGAUACAUCGCUUCUUCUUGACCCGCGAGUCUGAUUUCUUCCAGACCCUAUUCACCCUCCCGCCGCCUGAAGGUGUGCUCGAGGGGUCCUCAGACACCCAUCCCAUCCAUCUCGGCGAGAAUAUGAACAUCACACUCAAACAGAUAGAGGCCUUCCUGAACUACAUCUACCAAGGCAUGCACGAUGACCGCAGGGUCUCCCUGUCAGAAUGGACUGCCCUUCUCUCCAUCGCGAGCCGCCUGGACUGUCGCCGAAUGAAACGGCGCGCGCUACGCGAGAUCGAAUCCGCCGACCCGCCCAUGGACCCCAUCCAGCGUAUUCGCCUCGCAACCGAACACGACGUCUCCGAGUGGCUCCGACCGGCGUACGAGGCCAUUUGCCAGCGUGAGGAUGCUAUCUCACCCGACGAGGCGGAGCAAAUCGGAGCGCGCACGACGGCGCUGCUGGCCAUGGCGCGUGAGCUCGUGCGCGCGCGCCCCCCGAUGCGGAUGAGCUCGGCCGCUGGACCGAGCAGGUUUCAUCAUCCGACACUAGGAUGGAUCCCUGUCGGGGCACGCAUACCUGGCGGCGCCCUGUUCGAACCCGAAGAAGUGACGCGCGUCGUCAACGAGGUCUUUGGGCGGCUAUGA
Punctularia strigosozonata HHB-11173 SS5 is the source of this 891-nucleotide messenger RNA. RefSeq lists its product as uncharacterized. Gene Ontology annotation, molecular function: protein binding. The transcript has 3 exons. The coding region runs from base 1 to 891 and encodes 296 amino acids. Lineage: Eukaryota; Fungi; Basidiomycota; Agaricomycetes; Corticiales; Punctulariaceae. The record is from RefSeq and is a predicted model, not a curated record.